GCCGGCCCGACAUGGCGGAAGAAGAGGUGGCCAAGUUGGAGAAGCACUUGAUGCUUCUCCGACAAGAGUAUGUCAAGCUUCAGAAGAAACUGGCAGAGACAGAGAAGAGAUGCACUCUCUUAGCUGCACAAGCAAACAAGGAGAGCAACAGUGAGUCCUUCAUCAGCCGCUUACUGACAAUAGUGGCAGACCUGUAUGAGCAGGAGCAGUACAGUGAUCUGAAGAUAAAGGUUGGGAGCAAGCAUAUUAGUGCUCACAAGUUUGUCUUGGCAGCUCGAAGUGACAGCUGGAGUCUGGCCAACUUGUCUUCCAUUGAGGAGCUGGACUUGUCAGAUGCAAAUCCAGAGGUGACAAUGACAAUGCUUCGCUGGAUCUAUACGGAUGAGUUGGAGUUCAAAGAGGAUGACGUAUUCCUGACUGAACUGAUGAAGCUAGCAAAUCGGUUUCAACUACAACUCCUUAGGGAGAGAUGUGAGAAGGGUGUUAUGUCUCUGGUGAAUGUUAGGAAUUGUAUUCGCUUCUAUCAGACUGCGGAAGAACUGAAUGCCAGCACACUGAUGAAUUACUGUGCAGAAAUUAUUGCAAGUCAUUGGGAUGACUUGCGAAAGGAGGACUUCAGUAGCAUGAGUGCUCAGUUGUUAUACAAAAUGAUCAAAUCCAAGACAGAGUACCCGCUCCAUAAAGCAAUUAAAGUGGAGAGAGAAGAUGUGGUCUUCCUCUAUCUGAUUGAAAUGGAUUCCCAGCUCCCUGGGAAGCUAAAUGAAGUGGAUCAUAAUGGAGACCUUGCAUUAGAUCUAGCCCUUUCACGGCAGCUAGAGAGUAUUGCAACGACGCUGGUUAGUCAUAAAGCUGAUGUGGACAUGGUAGACAAGAAUGGCUGGAGCUUAUUACAUAAAGCAAUCCAACGAGGAGAUCUCUUUGCGUCCACAUUUCUCAUUAAGAAUGGGGCCCUUGUCAAUGCUGCCACACUGGGAGCCCAGGAGACACCCCUGCACCUUGUGGCACUAUAUAGUUCCAAGAAACACUCAGCAGAUGUGAUGGCCGAGAUGGCGCAGAUUGCAGAGGCCCUCCUACAGGCUGGUGCCAACCCCAACAUGCAGGACAGCAAGGGCAGGACUCCUUUACACUUGUCCAUCAUGGCCAGAAAUGAAUAUGUGUUCAAUCAGCUGCUGCAGUGUAAACAAUUGGAUUUAGAAUUAAAAGACCACGAGGGCAGCACAGCUUUAUGGCUUGCAGUGCAGUACAUCACUGUGUCUUCAGAUCAGUCUGUAAACCCCUUUGAAGACCUUCCUGUGAUGAAUGGGACUUCAUUUGAUGAAAACAGCUUUGCAGCCAGACUCAUUCAACGUGGCAGCAACACUGAUGCUCCUGAUGUGACCACAGGAAAUUGUUUACUACAGCGGGCAGCCGGGGCAGGAAAUGAGGCAGCAGCUCUUUUCCUGGCAACCAAUGGUGCCCAUGUCAACCACAAAAACAAGUGGGGUGAAACUCCGUUGCACACAGCUUGUCGACAUGGUCUGGCCAACCUCACUGCAGAACUCCUGCAGCAGGGCGCCAACCCCAAUCUACAGACAGAGGAGACUCCACCAGUGUCUCAACAGCCUGCAGCCCUCAGCAGCUCCAUGGACAGUGUCCACCUGCAGACACCACUGCACAUGGCAAUCGCUUACAAGCAUCCAGAUGUGGUGUCUGUCAUCCUGGAACAGAAAGCCAAUGCUCUUCAUGCCACCAACAACUUACAAAUUAUUCCGGACUUCAGCCUCAAGGACUCCCGAGACCAGACUGUGCUGGGCCUGGCAUUAUGGACUGGCUUGCAUACGAUUGCAGCCCAAUUGCUUGGGUCUGGAGCUUCCAUCAAUGACACCAUGUCAGAUGGGCAGACCUUGCUACACAUGGCCAUACAGCGGCAGGACAGCAAGAGUGCACUCUUCCUCCUGGAACAUCAGGCUGAUAUAAAUGUCAGGACUCAGGAUGGGGAGACUGCCCUGCAGCUGGCCAUCAGAAAUCAGCUUCCACUUGUAGUUGAUGCUAUAUGUACCCGAGGAGCUGACAUGUCCGUGCCAGAUGAAAAAGGGAACCCCCCACUGUGGCUUGCUUUGGCGAAUAAUCUAGAGGAUAUUGCCUCCACUCUGGUCAGACAUGGCUGUGAUGCCACAUGCUGGGGUCCAGGACCUAGUAGGUGCUUGCAGACUCUCCUUCACAGAGCCAUUGAUGAAAACAAUGAGUCUACUGCCUGCUUUCUCAUCCGCAGUGGUUGUGAUGUGAAUAGUCCCCGGCAACCAGGUGCUGGUGGAGAAGGAGAAGAAGAAGCAAGGGAUGGGCAGACUCCCCUGCAUUUGGCGGCCUCAUGGGGGCUGGAAGAGACAGUGCAAUGUCUUCUAGAAUUCGGUGCCAAUGUAAAUGCACAGGAUGCAGAAGGAAGAACACCUGUCCAUGUGGCAAUCAGUAACCAGCACAGUGUCAUCAUUCAAUUGUUGAUUUCUCACCCUAACAUCCAUUUGAAUGUACGAGAUAGACAAGGGCUGACCCCAUUUGCCUGUGCCAUGACUUAUAAGAACAACAAGGCAGCUGAAGCCAUUCUCAAACGAGAGUCUGGGGCUGCUGAGCAGGUGGAUAACAAGGGCCGGAAUUUUCUUCAUGUGGCAGUUCAGAACUCUGAUAUUGAAAGUGUCUUGUUCCUGAUCAGUGUCCAGGCCAAUGUGAACUCCAGAGUUCAGGAUGCUUCCAAGUUGACCCCUUUGCAUCUUGCUGUCCAAGCAGGCUCAGAGAUCAUUGUUCGCAAUUUGCUUCUUGCAGGAGCCAAGGUGAAUGAAUUAACCAAGCAUCGGCAAACUGCCCUCCAUCUGGCUGCCCAGCAGGACCUGCCUACCAUCUGUUCAGUCCUCCUCGAGAAUGGAGUGGACUUUGCUGCUGUGGAUGAGAAUGGAAAUAAUGCACUUCAUCUUGCUGUCAUGCAUGGUCGGCUCAACAACAUCCGGGUUCUCCUCACAGAGUGCACAGUAGAUGCUGAAGCCUUUAAUCUGAGAGGCCAGUCACCACUGCAUAUUCUGGGACAGUAUGGCAAAGAGAAUGCAGCAGCUAUCUUUGACCUCUUCGUAGAGUGCAUGCCUGAGUAUCCUCUUGACAAACCGGAUGUAGAAGGAAACACAGUGCUGCUCUUAGCAUACAUGAAAGGGAACGCCAACUUAUGCCGUGCUAUCGUUCGGUCUGGGGCUCGUCUUGGGGUGAAUAAUAACCAAGGAGUCAACAUUUUCAACUACCAGGUUGCCACUAAGCAACUUCUAUUUAGACUAUUAGAUAUGCUGUCCAAGGAGCCACCAUGGUGUGAUGGCUCCAAUUGCUAUGAGUGUAUUGCCAAGUUUGGAGUCACAACUCGCAAACAUCACUGCCGUCACUGUGGCCGUCUUCUUUGUCAUAAAUGCUCAACCAAGGAGAUUCCCAUUAUAAAGUUUGAUCUGAACAAGCCUGUGCGGGUGUGCAACAUUUGCUUUGAUGUACUGACUCUGGGUGGGGUCUCCUAGUGAGCCCCCAAGAGGGUUCAGGUCAGUGUCCCCAGGCACCUCCCCAGCUGCUCACCAGCCUGUCCCCAUCCCCCAUCCAGAGCUGGAGCUGCAGCUGGCAGUCGUCUUCCUGCGGCAGGAGACUGGAACAAUUAAGGACCAACCAUGAUGUGAUCCAACCUCAGAUGAUUCUGUAUGAUUGUCCUGUGUAUCAGACUGUGAUCAUUUUCACUAGAUGUCACUCUUACUAAAUGGAUCAGGCCAUUUAGCCUAAGUGGUAAAUGUGACAGGAUCAGACCCUAUCUACUAGCAAUAUACAAGGACACUUGGAGACAGUUUCCCCUUCCAGUAGCUUAGUGUCCAUCUCAGAGCAUUCACAAAGUCUUCCUGCCUGGGCUCACUCAUGAGCAGAGCCCAACAGAGUAGGAACGACUGCUUGAUGAGAGCUGGUUUUACUUUAGGGUAAGUGGCUGUGGACUUCUCUGCAUUUAAUUCAUAAAGAUAAGAGGAUCUUCCUGUCCUGAAGUCUUUUUUUCUUUCUUUCUUUCUUUUUUUUUAAAGUUAAGCUGUUAUUUUUAGUGAGCUGCCUCCCUUUUUAAAAGGUGAAAUCUUUCUAAACAGGGUUCAAAGAUGAGAGCUGAAAAAUCGUGGCCUUAACAACUGAAAGCUUUACCAGUGUUCAUGCUGCUAAGGUGUCAGGAGGGCAGUGUGGCAGCUUGACACCUAGCAACUGUCUCAUUCUCUCGUCUUGCUGUAUCCUGUCUGUGGAGUCCUCAGUUGCCACCACUCAAGAGUGGUGGAGGAAAUGCACUUUGUCUGUGCCGCACUUUUUACAGAGCUGCAUCAUUGCUUCUAACUUAAAAAUCUAUGCGUAAAACUAUUCUCACACACUCUUGCUUUGACUGGACCACAGCCCACUCUAAUCUCAAAGGGAAAACUACAGAGGAGGAAGAAAUUCAUAUUGAAGAGAAAGGAGAUAAAUGAGACUUCAGCAUCAGGACUGUUUCCAGCCUUGGUGACACAGGUCCUCUCCUUGACAUCCUUUUGCUGAAUGAAACCUUUCCCUAGUAGCUUGCCCUGCCCCAUAAGAGCCAGCAGGCAAAAGUCCCGUCAAGUGUGAGUACCCUGUUUCGGAAGACUCUGGCUUGAAUGCUGAGUGAGGCCUCCAGAGCUUGCAGGGCCUUAGCUGCUGCUAGUAUCUACAUUAACUCUUAAGUUGGCUAGGUUUAUUUUUUUUAUUUUUUUAAAUGCACAUAGAAAGAAUUUUUUACCACUGCUUUUUAAGAACAAAAACACAACUCUGAGAUGAACAAUAUUUGCUAUACAGUUAUUCCAGCUAUGCUCAGAGAUCAACAAUCUCAAUCAGACAUACUGAUCUUUCAGAUAUUUCUUAACCACUACAUUUUUCUUUUGCAUUAAUGAAGUAUUGAUAUAUGUGUAAAAGGGACUAAACUUUUUGCAUCACUCUGCUUCUUUUUUGGAUAGUGGUAUAUCCUCUAUGUUGCUGUAGACAUAUACAUUCUACUGCCUAAAUAUAUGUGUGUAAAAUGUUCUGAUAAACUAGAGUGCUACUAAAAAAAAAACUUUGUGAUUUAUAAGAUACAUAUACUUUUUAUGUUAACAUUAGCUUGUGUACAGUGUUUAAAGGGAAAAAGGUUAUUUAGAAGAGUUGUGCUGUCCGUUAGUCUGGGACAAAUUUCAGAUAGAAUUGUCAUGGAAAAAUUUGGCCAGUCUGCCUAUGGCCAGUUUCUACUUUUUGUUGUUUUGCCUAAAUAGGGCCUCAUGGACAUAAAUAGGGCUUAGUUUGGUACCAUGGUUCUUUUUUUUUUUUUUUCUCCAAGGUUGGGUCUCACUCUGGCCCAGGCUGAUCUGGAAUGUAGUUUCAGGGUGGCCUCAAACUCACAGCAGUCCUCCUACCUCUAGCCUCCUGAGUGCUGGUAUGAAAGGCGUGCACCACCACGCCAGGCAAGAACUUUUUUUGAGGUAGAGUCUCAUUGUAGCCCAGGCUGACCUCGAACUCACAGCAAUCCUACUACUACUUCUGCUUGGUAUUAAACGUGUGUACCACCAACAGCUAUUAGAGAACUUUCUAAAUCUGUGAUCCUCAUAUCACUUGUGGAAGUAAAUUUGUACCAAGGUGAAGAUCUAGUAAUUCUGAUUAUGUCUGAACUGGGAAAUAUCUGAUACUGUUCACACAUGAAUUUGGGGAACCCAUGUAAUUAGAUUUUUGAGGAUGAUUGUCUAUUCCAUUCAGAAAUUCUGAAGACUCGUGAUUUCUUUUCUCCUUGUGUUUCUUCCUGUCUUAGAAUUAAUUGGUUUUCAAAUCUCCAUAGGAACUAUAUCCUCCAACUUCAUGCCCAGUUUUUGUUAUUAUAAAGAAAAGAAUUUCUUAA
Molecule: messenger RNA, 5893 nt
Organism: Jaculus jaculus (lesser Egyptian jerboa)
Lineage: Eukaryota; Metazoa; Chordata; Mammalia; Rodentia; Dipodidae
Gene: Ankfy1
Product: ankyrin repeat and FYVE domain containing 1
Exons: 25
Coding region: 12-3521 (1169 amino acids)
Cellular component (GO): cytoplasm
Molecular function (GO): metal ion binding; protein binding
Source: RefSeq, a predicted model, not a curated record